UAAAAAUCUUUCUAGUACUUGGGGCUCGAACCUCAGCCUCUGUUUCCUUUCUCUGAAUUUUCUUGAUGUUCUCUCUUUCGAUUGUAUGAACAAAGAAACCCCACCUGACUAAAGUAGCCAUUUCUUCAUUCCAGAUUCUUUUUUCUAUGCAUUUUAAUAUGGUGACAUUUUAUUCUUAAAUAUUUGGGAUUUUAUUUUAUUUGUUUGACAGCUUCCGUGUCAGUACAUUGUUUCUUGUUUAUUAUUUCAUAGGGAUAAAGCGUUAUAAUCUGGUGAAUUCUGGUUCUUUUUCAUUAAAAAAAAUAAUAAUAAAAUUAUUGGGGUUUUUGAAAAUUCUGCCAGCAAAAGGGGAAAAAAGAAGGAAACUUCAUUCUUUGGUUUCGAGAUCGUGAAAGUUUUAGUAAAUGUUCUUCUUUACUUCAGUGCUAGACUUAUGUUUAUUGAGGUCAUUAAAUGGAAAUGGAUGUGUUGACUGGUGACUAGGAUUGCAAAGUGAUUUUAGCAAAUGGCAUUUUAUGUUAUGAAUAUUGAGAAUUUUAGGAGGGCUUUUCCUGACAGAUUUCUGUUGUUUGAAAAAUUCCCAGACUUUUGAGCUGAGAGAUUUCUUUAUAUCCCUAUGGUUUUCUUCUUGGUUGGUGAAUAUCUAAUAGCAUGCGUGUGACGAGUUAACAUUUGAUGAGGCUUGUGUGAGUUUUGGGGUUUUUACAUGCCAUUUUUGCGCUUCUUUGGUGGCGAAUGUGGUUCAGGGAGGGGCCAGAAGUGUACUUUGUGUAUUAAGAUGACGAAUGAUUUGUAGUUUGUUUCUUUGAAAUAUGGAGCAUAGGUUACAAUUAAUUAUGUUUUACCAUGAAUGUUAAAGACUUGGAGCUGUAGAAUUAUACCGAAUUCGUCUGCUUUUCAUUUACCAUCUUCUGGAGAGAUGGGUUGUGCUGCAUCAAGAAUUGAUGAAGAAGAGAGGGUGAGAAUUUGCAAGGAGAGGAAGAUGCUGAUGAAAAUUUUGUUAAGAUAUCGUGAAGAAUUUGCUAACGCUCAGUUGGCAUAUUUGAGAUCAUUGAAAAAUACUGGAGUUACACUCAGGCAGUUUACGGAAUCCGACUCCCUGGAACUUGAGGAUCCCACUUCUGUCCCGGCAUUGCCUCCUUCCCCUCCGACCCCUUUGCUGUCUUCUCCUCCACCUCCACCUCCCGUUCCGCCUGCUUUCAUGAGAAAGUUUGAGGAUAAACAGCCAAACGUUGAAGUUGGUCGAGGAGAAAUAAUAGAAGUUGAUGAGGAGAGUACUCACACUCAACAACCACUUGUGUGGGCCGGGGAAUAUUGGGAAAAUGUGAUAAUGGGGAAUAUUGCUUCUUCAUCGCUUGAAUGUGAUAAAAAGUGCGACACUGUCGAGGAGGAAAAUUGGGAAGACACUAAUACUGAAUUUCUUGAAGAAGAUGAUGAGGAAGCUGUUGUUACCACCGUCGACGAUAUUAUGCCCAGGAAGCAGCAGAUUGUUGAACUGGUCGAUGAUGAUUCGUUUGUGAUGAGCUGUAAUUCAAAUGAUACUUCAGACAAGGCUAUGGUAGUUUGGCGAAGUAAUAAGACCUUGACUGGUAUUGUUAAGGACUUGGAUGACUACUUUGUGAAAGCAGCAGGCGGAGUGAAGAAUAUAGCUGUUUUUGUAGAUAUCAGUAUGGGCGACACAUUCCUUUUCCGCGGUAUCAAAGAAAACAAGAGGAACAGAAGCAGUUCAGCAAAAGUCUUUAGCUCCCUGACGUGGAGUUGGUAUUCUAAAUCAUUUCGCUCCACAAGAGAAACUGGAGAGGUCUAUGUCUCUGGUGAGCCAUGUAAGCCUGGAGCCCAUUGUAUUACCCUCCAAAAACUUUAUUUGGAGGAGCAAAAGAUCUACAAAGCAGUCAAGGAGGAAGAGAGUGCUAAGGUGGGGCACCAGAGAAAAUCUUCAUUGCUAGGUAAACUAGAGGAAGAGCACAAUUUGGCUAAAUCUGAAAAAACUCGUUCAGCUGUUGAAAAUUUGCAGUCUUACAUCUUAUCUCUGCAACAAUCAAUCAGUCAGUCUUAUGAAACCAUAUUAAGGCUCAUAAGUGAGGAGCUCCACCCUCAGCUGAUUGCACUAUCUUCUGGAUUGAUGCAUUUGUGGCAAACUAUGUAUGAUUGCCAUCAAGUCCAGAAUCAUAUAUCUCAACAGCUAAAUCAUAUAGAAAAUCGGCAAAACACAGAAUUUAGCAGUGAAUACCAUCGGGAGGCUGCAGCUCAGUUAAAAACAGAAGUCACUUAUUGGUACAACAGCUUCUGCAAACUCGUAAAAUAUCAGAAAGAAUAUGUAGGAGCUCUCUGCAAAUGGACUGAAUGCACUGACUGCUUUAGAGAUGUUGAUGGAUGUGGUAACACAUCAAUGGUGCAUUCUCAUGCCCUUGCUGAAGAAUGGCUGCUUGCACUUGAUAAAUUACCUGAUAAGAUGGUCUCAGAGGCAAUUAAAAGUCUAUUAUCAGCUAUUCACACAAUUGUCUUGCAGCAGCACGAGGAAGUCAAUCUGCGUAAAAGAUCCGAUAAACUGGGAAGAAAAUUGGAAAGGGAACUUACUUCUCUUUCGGAAGCGGAGAUGAAGUUCGAUUGCAGCCUCUCUACCGAAGAUACAAAUUCCGCCUUGACAUCCAAGAAUCUGUUGUUAAUUAGGCGUGCUAAAGUCGAGGCCCUAAAAAGAUUAGUGGAUGACGAGAAGGCCAAAUACGGUAAAUCUGUUCAAACAACCCAAACCAUGAUUCUGAACAACCUGCGGACAAGCCUUCCCAACGUGUUUCAAGCUUUAAUGGUUUAUUCGAAUGCUUAUGCUCAGAGCUUUGAGGUCAUUCUUAGUAGUGAAUCAAUAGUCGGACAUGGCCGCACUCAACCUGCAACUUUUAUUAGCGCUUAGUUUCUUUGUGUGAUAAUGUCCAUGACUCUAGGCUUUUUUGCUAAAAUGAAAACUUCAGUUCAUUAACACUUGACUUCUAUAUAGUUAGGAAUACAGGCAUGGACACUGCAAAGGAUUUCCAGUUUUCUCCCGCUAGCUGGUAGAGAUGAACAGGGUUUGGAAUGGAUUAUCAAAUAUCUCGGCAGGAGACAUACUGUGUGGUGGUUGUCAUCCUCCCGCUACUGCCAUCUUGUUCUAUCUUUUGGUUAGAGAUUUCUCUAUACGAAUAGGAGUUGACAAUGAGUUACUGCAAAUGGAGGUCUCUUGUAUCCCUUGUGUUGAAAUCAUAUCCAGAUAAAUUACUUUUCUUGUUUCUGAAA
Olea europaea var. sylvestris is the source of this 3267-nucleotide messenger RNA. Its product is annotated as nitrate regulatory gene2 protein-like. The record is from RefSeq and is a predicted model, not a curated record. Bases 851 to 2908 code for a protein of 685 amino acids. The transcript has 5 exons. Lineage: Eukaryota; Viridiplantae; Streptophyta; Magnoliopsida; Lamiales; Oleaceae.